Exophiala dermatitidis NIH/UT8656 is the source of this 1095-nucleotide messenger RNA. RefSeq lists its product as uncharacterized. The coding region runs from base 1 to 1095 and encodes 364 amino acids. The transcript has a single exon. The record is from RefSeq and is a predicted model, not a curated record. NCBI's taxonomy places the organism in Eukaryota, Fungi, Ascomycota, Eurotiomycetes, Chaetothyriales, Herpotrichiellaceae.
AUGCCUCCCCAGCCCACAAUAUUCCAGCAACUCUACGAAAGCUUGGUUGCAUUUCCACGACUCCUCAGCAACAAACCCAGUGAGCCCAAUUUACAAGGGGGAGCCUCAUCCUCAUCCUCAUCACCAGACUCGGCCACUGGCACUGGGUCACCGCUUCCCUGCAGUUUGCCCCUUGACAACGCGAGCUCAGCGACCUUCACACUACCUGAUGGCCGAAAGCUAGGCUACGCGCAAUACGGGGAUCUUGCAGGACAGCCCAUCAUCUACGUGCACGGAUGGCCAGGGUCGCGUUUCGAAGGUGCACAUCUCGACCCGGCAGCCUCGAAAGUCGGGGCACGAAUAAUAGCAGUUGAUCACCCGGGCAUCGGACAGAGUUCACCACAGCCCGGACGCAAACUGCUCGACCACGCCAAAGACAUUGAACGUCUCACUGACCACCUGGGACUCAGCAAGUAUGGAGUCCUAGGAAUCAGUGGUGGCGGACCAUACGCCUUGGCAUGUGCGCGUGGACUUCCCGCAGGCAAGCUCCGGGCAGUGAGUAUCGUGUGUGGUCUAGGAUCGCCAGAUAUGGGCUAUGCCGGGAUGAAUCUGGCGAGUCGACUUGGAUGGACGUACGGGUUUCGCUUGCUCCCUGGCUUUUCUGCCUGGUGGAUCGGUCGCUGGCCAGAGGGACGCACUGAUCUUAGUGACGAGGAGCGCAAGCGUCUUUUGCUGGCACAGGUCGACAAGGCGAAAUCCAGCAUGCACGCCAAGGACCUGAAGAUCUGGGACAAUCCUGAUUUUGUGGCCGUUUAUCUCCGCUCGUCGCGAGAAUCGUUUGCCCAAGGUGCGGCGAGUGUUGUUCAGGACGCCGCGGUCAUAUGUACCAGUUCCAAUUGGGGGUUUCGAAUCGAGGAUAUCAGAAAGGACUUGCCGGUCCAGUUGUGGCAUGGCAGGUUUGAUAAUAUGGUGCCUUUGCAGCAUGGCCAGAAAGUCGCGGAAAGGCUGGGCAAGAAUGCCACUCUUAGGGUCAAGGAUGAAACCCAUGCUAGUAUCAGUGUGUAUUACAAGGAGGAGUAUUUGGGUGAGCUGGUGAAGGCGAUAAAGGACUCUUGA